Molecule: messenger RNA, 465 nt
Organism: Colletotrichum aenigma
Lineage: Eukaryota; Fungi; Ascomycota; Sordariomycetes; Glomerellales; Glomerellaceae
Exons: 1
Coding region: 1-465 (154 amino acids)
Source: RefSeq, a predicted model, not a curated record
AUGGUCAGAGCGCUCCUCAUCGCCGCCCUAGCCUGUGCGGCCCUCGCAAUCCCUGUCCCCGUCCCCGUCCCCGUCCCGGCCGACGGCCCCGCUUUGGCCGACGACGGUUCCAUCCCCACAACGGAAGAGCUCGAGGACCCGGCCCUCGCGGUCCCCGCCCAGGCUGACGACGCUGCGAUUCCUGACGCUAUGGAGUGGGCGUCGGUGGAUAACGGUGAUGAAGGUGGUGUUGAGGGUGUCUCCGAACCCAAACUCCCUGUUCAGAGGCGGGUUGUCGAUACCGAUGAUCUUGAUACCAGUGCCCUUGACACCAGCUCUCUAAACACCGACCCCCUCACCACCGUCCUCAACACUGACUCCCUCAACACCGAGUCUCUCGAUACCAGCUCUCUGAACACCGACUCCCUCGCCUCCACCCUGCCCACCUCCACCAACACCAAGCGCAGGAGUGCCGUGAUGUGGUGA